Molecule: messenger RNA, 2371 nt
Organism: Jaculus jaculus (lesser Egyptian jerboa)
Lineage: Eukaryota; Metazoa; Chordata; Mammalia; Rodentia; Dipodidae
Gene: Wsb1
Product: WD repeat and SOCS box containing 1
Exons: 9
Coding region: 293-1558 (421 amino acids)
Biological process (GO): intracellular signal transduction
Molecular function (GO): protein binding
Source: RefSeq, a predicted model, not a curated record
GUGCUCUUUGCCGUCGCUUCGCUCGUGUCGCCGCUUGCUCGUGGGCCGGGACGCCGCGCACCGCGUCUUUUGUCUGCGUCUAACCUCUUCCUUCGUUCCGAGACCUUCCACGACUUCCUCCGGGCAGCCCGUGGGAACCGAAGCGCCCGGCCCCGUCCGUCCCUCCCUCCCUCCCCCUCCCCGCACCCGGGAGGGAGCGAGCGAGCCCGCGUCACGCCCCUCGGCGCUCGCCGCUGCCCUUCUCCGCCGCUGCGUCCGCACCGCGUCCCCGGAAUCAGACGGUGCCCCAUAGAUGGCCAGCUUUCCUCCGAGGGUCAACGAGAAAGAGAUCGUCAGAUCACGUACUGUAGGGGAACUUUUAGCUCCAGCAGCUCCUUUUGAUAAGAAAUGUGGUCGUGAAAAUUGGACUGUUGCUUUUGCUCCGGAUGGUUCCUACUUUGCUUGGUCACAAGGACAUCGGACAGUAAAGCUAGUUCCCUGGUCCCAGUGCCUUAAGAAUUUUCUUUUGCAUGGCUCCAAGAAUGUUACAAAUUCAAGUGGUCUAAGAUUAUCAAGACAAAAUAGUGAUGGUGGUCAGAAAAAUAAGCCUCGUGAACAUAUUAUAGACUGUGGAGAUAUAGUUUGGAGUCUUGCUUUUGGGUCUUCAGUUCCCGAAAAACAAAGUCGCUGUGUGAAUGUAGAAUGGCAUCGAUUCAGAUUUGGACAAGAUCAACUACUACUUGCCACAGGAUUAAACAAUGGUCGCAUCAAAAUAUGGGAUGUAUAUACAGGAAAACUCCUCCUUAACUUGGUGGAUCAUACUGAAGUGGUCAGAGAUUUAACUUUUGCUCCAGAUGGGAGCUUGAUCCUAGUGUCAGCUUCAAGGGACAAAACCCUCAGAGUGUGGGACCUAAAAGAUGAUGGAAACAUGAUGAAAGUAUUGAGGGGACACCAGAACUGGGUGUACAGCUGUGCAUUCUCUCCUGACUCGUCUAUGCUGUGUUCAGUUGGAGCCAGUAAGGCAGCUUUCCUUUGGAAUAUGGAUACAUAUGCCAUGAUACGGAAACUAGAAGGACAUCACCAUGAUGUUGUAGCUUGUGACUUUUCUCCUGAUGGAGCAUUACUAGCUACUGCAUCCUACGAUACUCGAGUAUAUAUCUGGGAUCCACAUAAUGGAGAAAUUCUGAUGGAAUUUGGGCACCUGUUUCCCCCGCCCACUCCAAUAUUUGCUGGAGGAGCAAAUGACCGGUGGGUCCGAUCUGUGUCUUUUAGUCAUGAUGGAUUGCAUGUUGCAACUCUUGCUGAUGAUAAGUUGGUAAGGUUCUGGAGGAUUGAUGAGGAUCACCCAGUACAGGCUGCACCUUUGAGCAAUGGUCUUUGCUGUGCCUUUUCUACUGAUGGCAGUGUUUUAGCUGCUGGGACAAAUGAUGGAAGUGUAUAUUUUUGGGCAACUCCAAGGCAAGUCCCUAGCCUUCAACAUUUAUGUCGCAUGUCAGUCCGAAGAGUGAUGUCCACUCAAGAAGUCCAGAGGCUGCCAGUUCCAUCCAAAGUUUUGGAGUUUCUCUCCUACCGUGUUUAGAAGACUGACAGAAUCCACAAACCUCAAGCUUUACUGAUUUUAACUGUCUGUUUUUAUGUUUAGAAAAUUUAUUUAAUAUGAUACAUUCUUGUAAUGCAUUUUCAUUAGUUAAGCUUUUAAAAUAUUAUUUAUGUCAAGUGUAAUUUUUUUAAGAUUACCUGUGAACACACACACAUUAUGUAUAUAUUUAGACAUAGCUGCUAUGUGUGUUGAGUGGACCUUUGCUUUUGUAGCUUUUCCUUCUGGCCUGUAUAUACUGCUUCAGUAGAGGCACCACAUGUAUCUGUGCUGUAAGUUGGAAAGGACAGUCUUUCUGUUUUUUAAAUUUUGGGACACUGAGUUUAAAUGAUAGUUCAAAAAUAGAAUUGCCUCAUGUAAAGUCGACUUGGUUAGAAUGCGGUGUCAGAGUAGCCAGUGAGGAGAGUUGUGUGUGGAAGAGAUUGUAUUUUCCGUACGAAUGGCGUGUGGCAGGGAGCUGGAAUGUGGUACACGGAACAGGGUACACAGCUGGAGAAGGGUCUUUCUGUGGGCCUCAGCUCUGCAAAGUGGCUUGCUGCAAUACACCUACUGUAUCAUUGCUGGAUAUUUUGUUUAUACUAAGGGACAUAUUUUAGGACCAUUGGGACUUGUUUUUUAAAGCCCUUACUCUGUUUCUGCAGAGAUACUGGUGACUUGCCAAAGAGAAGCAGCCAGCGCAUCUGCCUUUGCCCUGUUAUUUAUCUCAUCUACAGAUACCUAGAAUGUACACGUUGUGUCAAAUGCUUGAUUUUAUAUCUUUGACUUUUUUAUUAAAGACUUGUAAAAAAAAUCCUA